UAGAGUUAAACUCAAAGAUCAUCAAAUCUUUACCAAAAUCUAGCACUAGCAGUCUAGCAGCCUUCUCUCAUAUGAGAUGGCCAAUCAACCUUGUCCUCUCUUCACACUCUGCCCAUCACUUACGUUCCUUAGUUCGAUCAUGCACUCGCCAAUCCUCUCUCAACGUCGGCAAGAAACUCCACGCCGUUCUCAUCACCUCCGGCCUCGUCGCCUCUCCGGACGCCUUCCUCCGCAAUGCCCUUCUCCAUUUUUACGCCGCAUGUGGCAGCAUUUCUUUUGCUCGCAAACUGUUCGAUGAAAUUCCCAACUCGCACAAAGACGCUGCGGAUUGGACUGCUUUAGUGGGUUGCUUUGCUCGUCAUGGAAUUCCCAAAAAUGGGCUUCGUUUAUUUGUCGAAAUGAUAAGAGAAGGCCUGAGGGCGGAUGAUGUGGCCUUGGUUUGCUUCUUCAAUGCUUGCGCUCGGUUGGGCAAUGCUGAGGUUGGUCUGCAAGGGCAUGGGGUUUUGGAGAAGAUGGGGUUAGGCGCCAGUGUUAAGGUCUGCAAUGCGGUUAUGGACAUGUAUGUCAAGUGCGGGAUGUUGCGUGAGGCAAGGCGGGUGUUUGAAAGGAUGGAGGAACGAAGUGUUGUGUCAUGGACCGUGAUCUUGGAUGGUGCGGUUAACUUGGAAGGUAUGAAAAGUGGGAGAGUGGUGUUUGAUGGCAUGCCGGAGAGGAAUGAGGUUGCUUGGACUAUAAUGGUUGUUGGUUAUGUGGCCAACGGGUUUAAUCGUGAAGGGUUGUCCCUUCUUUGUGAAAUGGUUUUUGGUUGUGGUUUGAAGCUGAAUCAUGUCACGCUUUGUUCGGUUUUAUGUGCAAGUGCACAGUCUGGGGAUCUAUUGAUGGGCAGGUGGGUUCAUAUAUAUGCUCUAAAGAUGACGGAGAGGAAGAUAGAUAUAAUGGUGGAUACAGCUCUGGUUGACAUGUAUGCAAAAUGCGGUAGAAUAGACACGGCAAUGAAAGUUUUCGAGCAAAUGCCACUAAGGAAUGUAGUGGCGUGGAAUGCUAUGCUUAGUGGUUUAGCAAUGCAUGGAAAGGGCAAAGUUGUAUUAAAUUUAUUCCCUCAGAUGAUUAUGGAAGCCAAGCCAGAUGACUUGACCUUUACUUCCUUGUUGAGUGCUUGCAGCCACUCGGGUCUAGUUGAAGAAGGUCGCCGUUACUUCCACAAUCUUGAAUCGUUAUACAGAAUUACGCCUAAGAUAGAACAUUAUGCCUGUAUGGUGGAUCUGUUGGGUAGGGCAGGUCAUAUAGAAGAAGCUGUGGAUUUAGUAAAGAAAAUGCCAAUGCCUCCGAAUGAGGUUGUUCUUGGUUCCCUUUUGGGUUCCUGCAGCAUUCAUGGGGCGCUAAAACUAGGCGAACGAGUUCUGAAAGAGCUGGUUCUGGAUCCCCACAACACAGAAUAUCACUUCUUGCUUUCUAACAUGUACACCUUGGAAGGAAAGCACGAAAAGGCUAAUUCCAUUCGGCAUGUUCUCAAGAAUAGGGGCAUCAGAAAGGCUCCUGGAAUGAGUUCAAUUCAUGUCGGUGGCAAACUCCAUCAGUUCAGUGCAGGAGACAAGUCACAUCCACAAACCACAGGGAUUUAUAUCAUCUUGGAUGAAAUGAGGAGGCUGAGAUUGGCCGGUUACGUUCCCAACACGAAUUCCCAAGUUUUUUUUGGCGGUGACACUAGAGAAAGUAAUGCAGAGGAGCUGGAGGAGAUAGAGCAGGCACUGUUCUCUCAUAGUGAGAAGCUGGCGGUGUGUUUUGGGCUUAUAAGCACAAGACCCGGUACCCCUCUUAUUUUCAAGAAUUUACGCAUAUGCCUAGACUGUCAUGCUGCUAUUAAGUUAGUCUCUGACAUAUACAAUCGAGAAAUUGUAGUUAGGGAUCGCAACCGCUUUCAUUGUUUCAAGCAAGGUUCCUGUACUUGUUCAGAUUAUUGGUGACAAUGGCAAAGUUUUGGAGCUGGUGGUGGAUAUAUAGAAAAUAUGGUACGAGUCCUCUGAUUAGCUCAUUUUCUAAGGGUCAUCACACUCAUGACGUUCACAAAGGAUGAAACUCUGUAUCCCGACGAGAUUUUCUAUGUCAUUAUGUCUUCGGCGAUUGCAGAUAAGGUACUAAAACAAUCCCAGAAACUGAAUAUACAGAAAGAGGAGAUGGAGGUCGAGUAUUGGUUCCGUUCGGGAAUUGGCGUGGGAUUUACUGUCGGAUUUUUUUGGUGCCAUUAUUAGUCCAUUACUCCAUUGCUUCUCCAAGUCUGUCUUUUAAACGAUUUCUGUUCGAGUUAU
This is a messenger RNA of Morus notabilis, 2306 nucleotides long. Its product is annotated as pentatricopeptide repeat-containing protein At5g15340, mitochondrial. Gene Ontology annotation, biological process: RNA modification. The record is from RefSeq and is a predicted model, not a curated record. Gene Ontology annotation, molecular function: zinc ion binding; protein binding; RNA binding. Lineage: Eukaryota; Viridiplantae; Streptophyta; Magnoliopsida; Rosales; Moraceae.